AUGAAAUUGGAAAUUGUAAAACUGAUACAGUUUCUGCCAAAGUUUGUAGGACUGGCGAGAGGAUACUUGAGUAAGAUUAUUAGAUAUUAUGCCAUAAUGUACCCAUUAAAUUUUCGCUGGACAAAAUCUCGUGGAUCUUUAGUCGUUUUCUGCAUCUGGUUGCUGGCUAUAGCAUUAUCUAGUGUACAACUCAUACACGGUAAAGCAAAGAAAUUCGUUUUGGGUGGAGAAGAAUAUUACGACUGCGUAGAAGAAUGGAACGAAAUUUCCGGAAAAAUAUAUACAGUCGUUGUCUUUACGGUAACAUUUGUUCUUCCAAUGACCAUUCUGAUUUAUACAUAUUCAACGGUUGGUUGGAAAAUGUGGAGACAUACAUUACCAGGAAAUGCUGAUCCAACAAGAGAUCAUCAACAACUACAAGCAAAAAUUAAGGUAGUUAAAAUGUUGGCUGUUGUAGUACUAUUAUUCGCAGCGUGUUGGCUCCCUAUACACGUCCUCAAUUUAUUAAUAUACUUCUUUAAAGAUGAAUUAAGUCCAAAUACUGAUAACGAAUAUUAUGGAUACAUCGCAGCAUUUUUCAGUUGUCAUUGGCUUUCUAUGGCUAACAGCUUCGUCAAUCCGAUAAUCUAUUGUUUUAUGAGUGAUAAUUUUCGUGCAGAUCUUAAACAGCUGGUGUACUGUUGUUGUGCGGAUAUCAGGAAGGAAAAAGGUGCUCGAGGUUUGAAUCCAGCUUUCAACAGCUCUUGCUCGAGUUCUUUCCAUACAACAUCCAUGAUAAUUACAGGAAAUAAUGCUAAAUAUAUUAAAAAUAACGACAUUCCACUUACACGUAGCACAAAUAAUCAGUCUUUAAUAAUUCAAUAUUCUUCUGAUCAUUCUUCCAAACGUGAACGUGGCAUGUGUUCAAGAUAGAUUACUU
Messenger RNA from Centruroides sculpturatus (bark scorpion), 919 nucleotides. Its product is annotated as RYamide receptor-like. The transcript has 5 exons. Gene Ontology annotation, biological process: G protein-coupled receptor signaling pathway. NCBI's taxonomy places the organism in Eukaryota, Metazoa, Arthropoda, Arachnida, Scorpiones, Buthidae. Gene Ontology annotation, cellular component: membrane. The record is from RefSeq and is a predicted model, not a curated record. The coding region runs from base 1 to 912 and encodes 303 amino acids. Gene Ontology annotation, molecular function: peptide binding; G protein-coupled receptor activity.